UAUCUCAUCUGUCAAAUUAUUUCUCUUAUUUCUCACUUUCAGUCUCUUUGAACAAAAAGUGAGAGAGAGUGUGUCCAGUAAUGACACGGCGGGAAACGGAAUUUAUUUCCACCAAAUAAUUCCUCCCAGAAAAAUUACAAAAACAAUAAAACAUCAACGCACACCGUAUUUUCUCUCAUUCUUCUAUAUUUUCAUUCUCUUUCUCUCUGAAGAAAAAAACAACAAAACCCUAACGUUUCUCAAAUUUCACUUUCUUCUUCAAUGGCAUUCCCUCCACAAAUCGAAGAAAACGGUGGAGGAGGAGGUGCAGUAGAAGAAGACACCACAAUUGAUAUUCACACCACCCUCGGUGCUCCCAUUCGUUACCUUCCUCUCGAUCAUCUCUACUCCUCCACGUCACCUUGUAGUGGUUCUUCCAACGUCAUGUCUAAAAAAGUUAAAGCUCGCAAACUCAACAACAACAGCAGCAGCAUCAACGACAAUAAUAAUAAUAAUCAUAACGGUGAAGAAAUUGAUUCACCGAUUGAUAAUAAAAAAACGACGUCGUCGUCUAUGGUGGUUUAUCCUAAACCUAAACCUAAACCACCUAUUCUGUUUGUUUACUCUCGUCGGAGAAAGAGAAGUUUGUUUAAAACGACGCCGUUUUGUAAUGAGUUGCAAAAUUGUGAGAGGACGGUGUUGAAGAGGAGGAAAAUUGGGAGUACUGAGUUGGAGAGAUUAGGGGUUGAUUGGAAUGCGUUGGGGAAAUUUGAUGGACCUAGAUUGAGGGAAUGUCGUAAUCAAAUUGGGAAUUCCGGUUUUGAUGGAAGUAACAACAGUAACAAGUGUGGUUCUGUUGUCAAGAUUCACAAGUUGUUUCCUGAUUCUCGUGCUUUGAAGAGAUGGGUCAUGUUGAAUUUUGAUGAAGCUGAUCCCGAGGCUUUUAUUGGAUUGAAAUGCAAGGUUUACUGGCCCAUGGAUUUAAGAUCAUACACUGGCUGUGUCAAAGGUUACGAUAGGGAAACUAAGCUACACCAUAUCGAGUAUGAUGAUGGAGACGAGGAAGACUUAACUCUUUCAAAUGAAAAUGUAAAAUAUCAUGUUUCUCGUAACGACAUGGAACAUUUAAAAUUGAGUUAUGCCAAAGUUCGUGACAACAGCGUCUCUGAUUAUGAUGUUGAAGAGAUGCUUGCACUGGCUGCAAGUAUGAACGAUUGUCAAGAUUAUGAGCCCGGGGAUAUCAUAUGGGCCAAGCUUACAGGUUAUGCAAUGUGGCCAGCUGUUGUUCUGGAUGAAUCACUUGCUAGUAACUGUAAGGGUUUAAAAACACUACUAGGGGGAAGAUCAGUUCCUGUCCAAUUUUUUGGCACCCAUGACUUUGCAAGAGUUAGAGUGCAACAGGUAAAAUCAUUUCUCAGUGGACUUCUAUCAGAUCUACACUCGAAGUGCAAGAAACAGAGUUUUUUUGAAGGUUUAGACGAGGCAAAAAGGUAUUUAAGUGCACAGAAGCUUCCUUUGGAGAUGCUAGAAUUGCAGAAAAGAUGUACAGCCGAGGACUCUAAAAAUGUAAGUGGAGAGGAUGGAGGAUGUACAGAUUCGGGUGAAGACCAUUCAAAUGAAGGGACUUUAGCAGCACUUCAAAGCAUCGAUACUUGUCCUUAUGAAGUAGGAGAUUUGCAAAUUCUAAGCCUUGGAAAGAAAGUUGGAGACUCUGCAUCUUUUGGGGAUGGAAGAUCCAUCUGGCCUGAAGGGUACACUGCAGUGAGGAAGUUCACUUCAGUUACUGACUCUACAGUAUCUGUCCCUUAUAAGAUGGAGGUUUUGAGAGAUCCAGAAUGCAGAUUCAGACCACUAUUUAGAGUGACAGUUGAUGGUGGUGAGCAGUUCGAUGGUCAUACACCGUCUACUUGCUGGAAUCAAGUAUAUGAAAGGAUAAGGAAAUUGGAAAAGGUUGUUUCUGAAGGUUCUGUUGCUGAUGGUGUGGUAGAAAGUGGCUAUGAAUCUGGGUCUGAUAUGUUUGGUUUCUCCAAUCCUAAAGUGGCUAAACUUAUAAAGGGAUUAUCUAAAUCCAAAGUCUCUUCGAAGAACUCUGUUUGCAAGUUAGGUUCUGGUUAUAGACAGGUUCAUAUUAAUUGGUUUGAUCUUGAUAAGUGCAAUGUGUGCCAUAUGGAUGAGGAGUACGAGAACAAUCUGUUUCUGCAGUGCGACAAAUGCCGAAUGAUGGUUCAUGCUAGAUGCUAUGGAGAACUGGAACCUGUUAAUGGAAAGCUAUGGUUAUGCAACUUAUGUCGUUCGGGUGCUCCUCCCCCACCUUGUUGCUUAUGUCCACUCAUAGGUGGUGCAAUGAAACCGACAACGGAUGGCCGGUGGGCUCAUUUGGCUUGUGCCAUGUGGAUACCUGAAACUUGCUUAGCUGAUGUCAAGAGAAUGGAGCCUAUUGAUGGUUUGAGUAGAAUUAGUAGGGAUCGUUGGAGGUUGUUAUGCAGCAUAUGUGGUGUAUCUUAUGGUGCUUGCAUCCAAUGUUCAAACAGUUCUUGUCGAGUAGCGUAUCAUCCACUAUGUGCACGUGCAGCCGGUCUUUGCGUUGAGCUGGAGAAUGAGGACAGGCUCUAUCUACUUUCUGUAGAUGAUGAUGAGGAUCAGUGCAUUCGCUUGCUUUCUUUCUGCAAGAAACAUCGGCAGCCAUCUCAUGAACAUUCUGUAGCCGAUGAACGUGCUGGAGUUAUGGGUCAAUGUUCAGACUAUGAACCACCACCCAAUCCAUCUGGUUGUGCUCGAAGUGAGCCAUAUGAUUACUUUGGUAGGAGAGGCCGAAAAGAACCUGAAGCACUUGCAGCUGCAUCAUCAAAACGUUUGUUUGUGGAGAAUCAACCUUACUUAGUUGGUGGAUACUGCCAACAUGGAUUGUCGAACAACCUAGAGCCUUCUGGCAGAGGAGUCUGCUCUAAAUUCUUUUGUAGCGAACAAAGGCUGAGAACCUCUAUGGUUAAUGCUGCAGACAGUAUACUUUCCAUUGCCGAGAAGUAUAAGUACAUGAGGGAAACCUUUCGGAAACAGUUAGCAUUUGGGAAAUCCAGAAUUCAUGGAUUUGGCAUCUUUGCAAAGCAUCCAUAUAAAGGUGGAGACAUGGUGAUUGAAUACACCGGUGAACUUGUUAGACCUUCUAUAGCUGACCGGAGAGAGCGCUUUAUAUACAAUUCUUUGGUGGGUGCUGGAACAUAUAUGUUUCGGAUUGAUGAUGAACGAGUCAUUGAUGCUACUAGAGCAGGAAGCAUUGCUCAUUUAAUUAAUCAUUCCUGUGCACCAAAUUGCUAUUCAAGAGUCAUUAGUGUUAAUGGCGAUGAGCAUAUUAUAAUAUUUGCAAAGAGGGACAUUAAACAAUGGGAGGAGCUUACAUAUGAUUAUAGAUUUUUCUCAAUAGAUGAACGGCUUGCCUGUUACUGUGGCUUCCCAAAAUGUCGAGGUGUAGUAAAUGAUACCGAGGCAGAAGAGCGAGCUACUACCCUAUAUGCACCACGAAGUGAAUUAGUAGAUUGGAAGGGAGAAUGAGAUUUUUAAUCCUAAUAUUAUGCAUUCAAGAUCCUUCUGAAGAUGGACUGUUUGUCCAACAACUUUUGUCUUGGAUUCUGCCAUUUCUCCAAAAGUACAGUGUUGUACACAAGUCGUCUGAUUCUUCCCAUUAAUUCAUAACCCCAACUGAGCGGUUUAUGUUGGCUCAAGGUGGUUGGUUUCCUUGGUAUUCAGGUUAAUGGUAAUUGGAAAGACGCAGCAUUUUUUUAAUAAAUAGUUUACAUUUGAAAUUCAUUGUCACAAUUAAGGCUUCUGUUUAUCCUCAACCAACUUAACGAUAUUGUAACUUGCCAUUGGAUAAGUACAGUUGAAGUUAUAUCAAACCUUCAUGAAAUUGUGUAUAAAUUGAGAAUUUUAAUUUAUGUAAUUGCUAAUUAUGUCAA
Cicer arietinum (chickpea) is the source of this 3932-nucleotide messenger RNA. Its product is annotated as histone H3-lysine(4) N-trimethyltransferase ATX1-like. Lineage: Eukaryota; Viridiplantae; Streptophyta; Magnoliopsida; Fabales; Fabaceae. The record is from RefSeq and is a predicted model, not a curated record. Gene Ontology annotation, cellular component: chromatin; nucleus. Gene Ontology annotation, molecular function: protein binding. Gene Ontology annotation, biological process: regulation of transcription by RNA polymerase II.